UCAAGCAGCCAAGGCAUAGAAAAUGGACGACUGAUAGCAUGGUAGCUGAACAAAUCUAGCAAAAAACACGAAAACAACAAUACAUAUCGAAGGCACAUAGAGAAGUGAUCAGAAUGACCUUCUGCACAUCUUGAAAACUUUUGGAAAACCACAGAAGUCAGUAUGGACCCAAUGGAAAGUAAUAGUUCAAUUAACAAUGAAGAUAAUGCAGAAGAACAGCAGAACCAAGUGGAAGGUGCGGCCUCAGACCUUAAACCUACAAUGUCGCAGGUUAGGAAAUCCUGGGGCUUUAGACGGACAACCAUCGCUCGAAGGGAAUUCAUAGAAGAAGUUGGAGACCUAACCUACAGUCCUCCACUUGUUCGAAGAAGCAGAAGUCGACGAACCAACCAGCUACCAGAGACAUCUGCAGAAACCCAGACCACUAAGAAAUCUACUCGAACAGCUAGGAGUGUUUUAGAAGAUCUCCAGUGGUCAGCUCCCUCCUCUCCUGUGUCCGAGGAUAGCAAACCAGCCUCAGAGGCUUCCACGAGUGCAGUCUUUGAUCCCAGCUUAUGGCAGGAUUUUGGAUCUGCCUUCCAUACUGCCUUCUCUCUUCUUGGGGGUGAUGAAUGCCUGCCGAUGACAAUGACAGAUGUACUAGCAGUUCCUGACAUUUUAGAAGCCACUGCGCCACAAACUGUAAACCAAACUGAGAUCCCUGAUACUAUAGAAGACAUGGAGAUCACACAGCCAUCUGCCUUUGAAAAUGUGGCCGACGAGGAGAACAGUGAUGUGGUUUUGAUCUCGAGUCAAGAAGAGGACAACAAUGAAAUGACUCUGUUACACAUUAAGGAACAGCUGGCCUCUAUUAGCAGACAGACAAAUCUAAAGACACAAAGUGGGAAAGGUGGAAGAGGAAAAGCCAGGGGAAGAGGUAGAGGCAGAGGAAGAGGGAGAGGGAAGGGGAAAGGUAGAGGAAGAGGGAGGGGUAGGGCGGUGCUUGAGUCAAAUAUUGCAGAUGAUGACAGCGAUGAUGAGGUGAUGCUUAUUAAUCCAGAAGUGCAGCAGUGUUUACAAGAGGAGGAAAACGAUCCAGACAUCCCUCCUGAAGCAACGGUUUCACCUGCCCACUUUCAUAUUUCUCUGAAUAGCUCUCAGCAGUCUGAUUGUAUAAUCUUAGACAGUGAUUUUAACCAGGGUAUUACAGUAACUCGUGGCCAGUUUGAUGAUGCACCAGUUCAGAUGGAGGGCGUGCAUGAGAGGAACGAGUGUGAAAAUACAGGAGAGUGUCCCACCAUAUCUGCCACUGAAGAAUUAGAGUCCAGUAUAUUUUGCUGCAUCUGCCACCUGACCCAAAAUAAGAGGUUUAUGAUCUGCUGUGUCGACUGCCACGAGUGGUUUCAUGGUGACUGCGUUGGUAUCAGUGAGAGACAGGACUGGAAGAUCGAGAGGAAGGAGCAAGUGUACACCUGUCUGAGCUGUACUUCAAAGAAGCAGAGCCACAUCCAGUUCGAGUCUCUCCUUUUGCCAGACCCAGACCUCAUCUUUCCUGAUUGUUUGUUGUUAAAUCCUCCUGAUUUAGACUUGGUGCAGCCAAAGGAGCAGCAAGUUCUCAAGGAGACUGUACUGGUGGAGGAGGAGCAGGAGGAAAAGCACACUCUGGUGGUGAUACCUGAAGCCACAGCUGAAGUUGAACCUGCAGCUGAAGCUGAACCUUUAGGUGUAGCUGAAUCUAUAACUGAAGCUGAACCUUUAGGUGAAGCUGAAUCUAUAACUCAAGAUGAAUCUUUAGGUGAAGCUGAUCCUCAAGUUGAGAUGGAGACGGACAGCUCUCUUCGUCAGUGCACUGGGCCUGGCUGCUUAAGACAAGCGCUGGCAGAUUCUGUUUAUUGUGGUACUGACUGUAUCCUUCAGCACGCUGCUGCCACUAUGAAGACACUCUCAAGCCCCCGAGUGCCCAAGUCCAAAGGAAGAGCACAGAGGAACCCCGCAACAACCAGAAACUCUGCAAAAGCUCAAAGUUCUGUUCGGACAUCCAAGAGGUUGGCAGAAAAAGCUUCAGAGUGUGCCAGUGAAGAGGAGAUGAGCGAGGAUGAGGGGGAGCAGGAGGUGGCUGCUUCUCUUGUAGCCUGCACCCCCAGUCUCACAGCUGUUCAGUCCACCUCCACACCAUCAUCUAAGUCAAACACCAAGUCCACUGAAGUCCAUGAAAAAACAGAGGCAGACUGUGAGGCCUCAGCUUCUUCUAAACAAAGUCCAGAGGACGCCCCAACAGACGGUUCUCUCUUUUCCCAGCCUAAAACUGAGGAGGCUCCUUUACAGAGCGUCUCUGAAGAUAAGGAACCUGAAAGCAGCGUUGGGCCGAAGCCAGACUUAAAUACUGCAACACCGUCUACAUCUAAACAAUCCAAUCAGCCUCCAGCUUCCAAAUCUCCAAUCACCUCAGCUUCCAGACUUCACGAGACUGGUGCCCUGAUAGUCACAAAGACCACAUACGUUAUCCCAAAGAAACCAUCUGUAUCUCAGCCUCCAUCCAACUCAGCGUCGGGCCAGAAGCUCUCUUCAGUCCCAUCCCUGCUGAACGAAACCCGUAAUCUGCUCGUGCCACCGGCACCCAGUGCCCCCUCCUCCAGACCCUCUCAGCCCAACAACCAGAUCAGACAGAGCAUCCAGCGCUCCCUCACCAGCAUCCUGGUCAAGAGGAUCUGUGAUUGUGAGGACCUGGAGAUGCCUGAGAGUGAAGUCGUAAAGCUUGUAGCUAACAUCGAAAAGGAAAUGUUCGACAUAUUUCGCAACACGGACAGCAAAUACAUGAACAAGUACAGAACAAUAAUGUUCAACCUGAAAGACCCCAAAAAUAAGGGCUUAUUGUACCGGGUCAUACAUGGAGAAAUUGGUCCCUUCAGACUGGUCAGGAUGAGUCAAAAGGACAUGCAGGCUACAAAGGCACCUGAACCUGCUGCUAAAGAAAAAAUACAGUUUAAAGACGAAGCUUCUAAAUUGACACAUCUGAAGAAACCUGAAGCAGUGAAGGUUGACUUGCCAAACCUGAAACCUGUUAGACCUGACAAAAAACCAGAGAUCACGGAACAGAAAAGGGGUGUCUCUGCUCCACCUUUGAAGCUCAGAGCUAACCAAUCGAGCCAGGGCAGCGCGGGACCAGAUAUUCUUUCUUGCAUGCUUAAGGACACAACAUCAGAACACAAAGCUCACCUGUUUGACCUGAAAUGCAAGAUAUGCACAGGCCAAAUUCCUGCUGGAGAAGUUGAAGAACCUGCUAAGAAAAAACUCAAGCUAUCUGUGUCACAAGAUAAGAGUGAAUCAUUUUGGAAGAAGUCUGCAAGAGAUGACUCCCCUCUGAAGGCACCACCUGACUCUCCUCUAAUGGAUUCUCCACCAUCUUCACAAACGGAGUCUUCCUUCCACAUCAUGGACUCUCCAAAACUGACGAUUGUAGAGUCGCCUGCUUCCCCGAUACUGGAAUCUCCAGCCUCUCCUACACUGGAGUCUCCUGCUUCCCCUGUUAUAGAGUCGCCUGUUUCUCCAACUCCAGAAACGCCCACAGCAGUGACACCAAUAAAAGCAUACACACCUGUUGUGAUACCAACUGUCUCCAUGGUAACCAUCACAAGACGUGACCCCCGAACUGCAUCGAGCAGGUUCACUGCUUCAUCUGGUGGCAACUCUAUUUCCAAUACAACAAGUACUAACCAAGCAGCCUCUUAUGCUCCCAUAAAAGAUACUUCUACCUCCCAACCAGCAGCCCCACCGAAACCAUUACCUAAGUCUAUCCUGAUGAAACCGUCUUCCUCUGUUGACCCUAGACUUUAUGGCUCAUCCUCAAGGAUGAUGGUCUCUCACUCCCCAGCAGAUGGCGGUACUGCACAGUUUCUAACCAAACAGGAAAUACUUUGGAAAGGCUUUCUAAACAUGCUCACUGUUGCUAAGUUUAUGACAAAAGGAUAUCUAGUUUCAGGAUCUACAGAAAGUCUUAAAACGGAUCUACCUGAUACCAUAAAAAUUGGAGGAAGGAUCUUGCCUGAAACCGUGUGGGACUAUGUUGAAAAACUAAAGUCCUCCGUUACAAAGGAGUUGUGUGUGAUUCGGUUUCAUCCUGCGACGGAUGAGGAAGAAGUGGCCUAUGUCUCCCUAUUUUCCUAUUUUAAUAGCAGAAGGCGUUUUGGUGUGGUUUCCAACGUCAGCCGUUCCAUCAAAGAUGUAUACCUUGUUCCGCUGAGUGCAAAUGAAUCUAUCCCAUCUAUACUACAACCUCUUGAUGGACCAGGUCUUGAAAAAAACAGACCCAAUCUUCUUUUGGGUCUAGCAAUUGUCCAAAAGGCAAAAUGUGCAGGAAGCUUUCCUCAAGAAGUUGAUGAAAAGAGACCAAAAGUCACUAUGUCCAAAGACCCUAUGUGGAUCCCGAAACCACCUGUCCUCUAUGGUUCUAACAAACUGGAGAUAUUCCAACCCUAUGAUCCAGCGACUCCUGUUCAUUUUUCUCUUCCUGGUUCACCAUCUUGCCCUGGAUCACCAUCGGAUUCAUCCUCUUCCGGUUCAAUUACUGUACCAUCUCUUUUGACUCCCAAAAAGGCAAUUCCUCCUGUCUCAUCCUUUGCUACUACAGAGUCCACUACUAACAGAAACCCAGGCAAGAAUUCUACAUCAGAAUCCAGUAAUAAAAAUCCAUUGCAGACAAUUUUAAAGUCUUUGUUUGGUGGUAAGCAGUCUGACUCUGUAGUCGCCACGGAUGAAAGUCUUCCAAAAACCGCAGUAGGUGCCAAGAAGACUCCAGUCUCUCAAGUGUCUGAAUCAAUGGUGGAUCCAAUUGUCCAACAAUAUGGACAGAAAUCCAAAGUAAAAGAGAUAGAAGAAGAUAAAGAAAAUGACUUUGACAGACCAUAUGACCCUGAAGAAGAAUAUGAUCCUGCAAUGAGUAAUAAAAUGUUUCCCACCCAAACCACUAAAAAAAUCAAAUUUGAAGCCUCUGAAACAUCACAUGUAGAUGAUGUGGCCUAUGAUCCAGAAGAUGAUUCCAUUUUUGAAGAAUUUCAGAGUGAUGUUCCUUUGACAAAGCUUGCUGUUCCAACUCAAAAUUUAGAUUCUCCGUCGUGCCCAGCACCAGUUUCCAGUUCUACUCCAGCACAAAGUUCUAACCCAGUUUCACCAAAACCAAACCUUACAGGCACUAUAGUUGUUUCAGCUGCCACAUUGAGUGAACAGCAGAGGAUGCUCGAGGAGCUAAAUAAGCAAAUUGAAGAGCAAAAGCGGCAGUUGAAAGAGCAAGAAGAAGUACUGCGACAGCAAAGGGAAGCUGUGGGUAUGUUCAUGGCUCAGUUUUCUGUUUCUGAUUCCUUAAUAUCUCCACCAACAAAAGCAUUACCACUCAGCCAGUUGUCAUCUGCGCAGGGUGCUGUAAUUCAAACAGAAUCACAGUCUUCAAAUCAAAUUGACAUGCCUAGCAGCCUUACAGAGACUGAAAACAGUUCAACUGUGAAAUCAGAAUCUGUUAAGCUAGAAGAAACAACUGAUGGCCAAACAUUAAAAAACAAUAAAAAUACAGUUGCAGGGGAAGCUGGAAUACAUAAUAAAGAAUGUGACAAGGAAUCCUCUGCUGGAGAGAUUGAGGACUCUGAUGUAGCUUAUGAUCCUGAAGAUGAGUCACUUUUUGAUGAAAUCCAAGAAGAUGUUUUUAAAGGAGGCAUUGCAGUGACUAGCAAUUCUUUCUCUCAAGGAGUGCAAAGUCCUUACAAAGAUGUUUCUCCAAAUUCACCCCACCCCAAAAAACGAAGGUCAUCGCCAAAACGGCGAAGUCGUCAUGAAAAAGACCAUCGCAGAAGUCCUUCAAGAAGGUCACAGCAGCGUUCUCGUUCACGUUCUAGGAGACGUAGAGACAAGGAUAAAUACAAAAGAAGUGAAAGAGACCGGUCAAGGUACAGAACUAGAGAUUCACCUGAGCGGUCAGGGCACUAUCGCAAAGACCGUACCACACGUCGACAUUCUCGAGGGCGAAGAAGAUCACCAUCACCCCCACAUAAGAAACAUUUUGCAUCCCUUUCACCAAAACAUCACAAAGGACCCGUUUCUCGGGUCAUUGAGAAAACAAAACAUGGAAGCAUUCCAUGGGAUGCUCGUGACUCUGUUUCAGAAAAAUCUGUGACAGUGUCUCCAAUUACAGUCAAAAAGGAUCCAGAUGGACUAAAGUUUGAAAACAAUCUUGUUGAGAACCCUCAUGGACACACACUUGAAUUUGUUCACAAGGUCAAGACUGAGAUUUCAGAAUCUCCAUAUGGUCAAAAAUUUAAAAUGGAAAAAAAAUCAUUCAGUCAUGAUGAUAUCUCAGUAACUGGUAACUCUUCACAGGAAAAGAAAGCCACACCACUGGAGACAUUUUCCCAUGACAAAUAUGAAAGCACAAUUCCACUUAGAGAAAUAGAUCCACCCAUUCGAGAUUCACCUGAGAGCCCUGAUCCAGAUCCACAGUUUGUCAAACCUUCUAACUUAGAAAACAAUGACUCUGCUAAAACUGAGGAAAAUGGAGAUACUGCAGAAGGUAACAGUGCUUCACUGCCAUUAUUUAAAGAGGAAAGUAAUUAUGUGCCUAUUGGUGGCCAAGUUAUUCAGGGUGCAGGACUUGAAACAGAUACACUUGCAAAGCGGGCUUCGGCGAACGGUUGGUGGCUAGCCAGCCGGGAGAGACGCGUGGACCUCGGAGAACGGUUGGCGGAUAGCCAGCUGUGUGUAACGCGAGGACCUCAGCGUGGAUUCUUCAACCUUGGGGAGGACAUUGGACAGAAGCAGACGGACUACGGCACGUACGACCUCCUGGAGAGGGACGUAUUCAGGUGA
This is a messenger RNA of Nematolebias whitei (Rio pearlfish), 6828 nucleotides long. Its product is annotated as death-inducer obliterator 1. The transcript has 18 exons. The coding region runs from base 163 to 6828 and encodes 2221 amino acids. The record is from RefSeq and is a predicted model, not a curated record. Gene Ontology annotation, cellular component: nucleus. Lineage: Eukaryota; Metazoa; Chordata; Actinopteri; Cyprinodontiformes; Rivulidae. Gene Ontology annotation, biological process: DNA-templated transcription.